Messenger RNA from Aspergillus melleus, 207 nucleotides. RefSeq lists its product as uncharacterized. The coding region runs from base 1 to 207 and encodes 68 amino acids. The transcript has a single exon. The record is from RefSeq and is a predicted model, not a curated record. Lineage: Eukaryota; Fungi; Ascomycota; Eurotiomycetes; Eurotiales; Aspergillaceae.
AUGAAAUGGCUACUGCGAACCUACCGCGUGCCGGCCACCGCCAGCCCCAGUCAGCCUACCACGUCGAAGUCCCCUCUUGACUCGAUUUCUCCCGUGGGCCCCAAUGUCAAUGCUAUCUCCGUCGAUUUGGACGAGCAGGCCCCGUUCGCUGCCAUUCGAGAUCUCUUCGAUUACCUGCAUGCCCACCGGACGAGGCCGCCCAGCUGA